Molecule: messenger RNA, 5421 nt
Organism: Gymnodraco acuticeps
Lineage: Eukaryota; Metazoa; Chordata; Actinopteri; Perciformes; Bathydraconidae
Gene: usp42
Product: ubiquitin specific peptidase 42
Exons: 18
Coding region: 649-4230 (1193 amino acids)
Biological process (GO): protein deubiquitination; regulation of apoptotic process
Cellular component (GO): cytosol; nucleus
Molecular function (GO): cysteine-type endopeptidase activity; cysteine-type deubiquitinase activity
Source: RefSeq, a predicted model, not a curated record
UAUUUAUUUACGUUAUUUCCCGCCGUUAUUUCCCGCCGUUGUUCAGCUUUCACGGUGACGAACUAGCUAGCAGCGUUAGCAUCAUGGCUGUAUAAAGACGACUGGAAACAGCGUUGGAGGCGGAUCUCAGUUCAUUCCUAUGGUAGUUGCUCAGUGGCGCAUUGAAGCACAAAAUGAAGCGACUGUAGCUGUAGAAAGAACCAGGAUCAUCCGGGGCCUUUUGCCCACUGAGCAUGCGCAGUUGAGGUUUCCCCUUAAGCCCUGCAUCCGAUCUCCCGCGCUGGGCUAAGUGACAUUAAUAGAGAAAUAGAUAGAUACUCAAUGUAUCCCCAGUUAGGAUAUUAUUGUGACAAUCAAUCUGCAGGAAUUGCAAAGUGUAUUUGUCAAUGGGGGGGGAAAGUCUUUUUGAGCCAAAAUGACGUCACGGGAGUUGUAGUAAAACCGUUUGGCCACUACAGCCAUUCACAAAAUUGGCUUCAACGGCUGUCGCAUUCCUUGGUUAGCAUCGAUACUACCGCACGUAGUGGUAGCUAGCUCCGUUGCUAGCUAUGUGUAACGGUCGCUGUUUCCAUGGUGUUCGUAGCUUCGAUAGCCUCUUGCUGCUAAUCAGUCAUUCUGUUCCUGCUUUUGGUGUGAAUGCAAUGAACAAUGACCAUAGUUGACAGAUCUUCAGAACAUUCUGACCACGAGUCAGUGGGGUGUAAGCGAUCUCCCUUUACCAGUGGAGACACGGGGAUGGAUGGCAGCUGUUCCAGCAGCUGGGCGAUGGGUCCCACCAUGUCGAGCGACUCUCCCAGGAUGAAGGCUGCAGGAGGCUGCCUGGGCCCCACGCCGGGAGCCGCCGUCUACAACAGCACCGCCUCCUCUGGGGACCGGCCCAAGGAGCAAGUGAUAAGCAGUGGAGAUGGCAUCGACACGCCCCAGAAGGUCCUCUUCCCUCCAGAGCGGCUCAACCUAAAGUGGACUCAGGUUCAGCGCAUUGGUGCCGGUCUGCAGAACAUGGGGAACACCUGCUUCCUCAACUCAGCGCUGCAGUGUCUCACCUACACCCCGCCGUUCGCCAACUACUUGCUGACUCGGGAGCACUCUAAAACAUGUCACGAGCCGGGGUUCUGUAUGAUGUGCACCAUGCAAAACCACAUCAUUCAAGUCUUUGCCAACUCUGGGAAUGUCAUUAAGCCCAUCGGUGUGCUCAAUGAACUCAAAAGGAUUGCUAAGCACUUCCGCUAUGGCAGCCAGGAGGAUGCGCACGAGUUCCUGCGGUACACAGUGGAUGCUAUGCAAAAGUCCUGCUUACCUGGACCCAAAUUGGACAGGCAAACGCAGGCAACCACUUUCAUCCAUCAAGUGUUUGGCGGGUACCUGAGGUCCAGAGUUAAAUGUUUAAACUGCAAAGCGGUAUCCGAUACAUUUGACCCGUUUUUGGAUAUAACUCUGGAAAUAAAGACGGCUCCCAGUGUCUCAAAGGCUCUGGAGCAGUUUGUAAAGCCAGAACAGCUGGACGGAGAAAACGCCUACAAAUGCACAAAGUGCAAAAAAAUGGUCACGGCCUCAAAGAGAUUUACCAUCCACCGCAGCUCCAACGUGCUCACGCUGUCGCUCAAACGCUUUGCAAACUUCAGUGGAGGCAAACUCACAAAGGAUGUGAAAUAUCCGGAGUAUCUGGACCUGCAGCCCUUCAUGUCUCAGUCUCAAGGAGAUCCGCAGCUCUACGCUCUGUUCGCUGUGCUGGUCCACUCUGGGUUCAGCUGUCAUGCCGGACACUACUUCUGCUAUGUUAAGGCGAGCAACGGGCAGUGGUAUCAGAUGAACGACUCCUCUGUGUCUGUCAGCGACAUCCGCUCUGUUCUCAACCAGCAGGCCUACGUCCUUUUCUACUCUAAGUCCAGUGAGGUGAAGAAAGCAGGGGACUUCAGCCACAUGAGCCACAGCGCAGGUCAGUCGUCUCCGCGGCCGGUGGUGAUCCCACGCAUCAACUCCGGCAUUCACCACAACAACAACAACAACAUCGGCUUCAUUGGUCCCCAGCUGCCACCACACAUGACCAAGCGCGCUCUUCACGUCAACGGGAACGGAUCUCUGAGGGACUUUCACACCAACUCCAAGCCCAGCACCAGCAGCAGUGUUGGGGGGAAAUCUAUCCAUGGACUGGCCUCUUCCUCCUCCUCCUCCUCCUCCUGUUCUUCCAUCUCCCACUCUAUCAGCCGGCCCACCAUGAUCCCAGACCAGGACAAGCGGCAGAAGCUUUCUUUCUUCAUCGGACAAGGCAAAACCAACCGCCCGUCCUCCUCCUCCUCCUCCUCUUCCUCCUCUUACAGCCAGCCUUCCUCGGCCAGCUGCUCCUCCUCCUCUUCCUCCUCCAGCUCUCUCUCGUCCUCGCAGUCUACCUCAGACGUUCGAUUUGUUCCGCGUCAGCUAAACCACGUUAACGGCACGUCUCGUAGUAACGGCGGUCACCACGCGGGAGGAAACGGAGCGUCGUUCUUGGUGCCGUACGGCCAGGAGUCCUCGGAGGAAUCGGACCAGGAGAACUCUGGCUCUCUGGAUAACGGCGGAUUAGCAAAGUCUCUCCUCAACGGAAACAAGAGAGCGGGAGAGACUUCCUCUCAAGCCACAAACGGAGACUCGGGAGCGCAUCACAGCGGGUUAAACGGACCCACCAAUGGCGUCUCUAAAUCCAGUCAAAAUGGCCACCAUAACGGACACCACAAAAUGAAUGGACACAACACCCCUAAUAAGCUCUCUGGCAUUAAUCAUGACACUUCAUCCUCUGUGGCUACGGUUGUUUCUAAUGGACACGACAGUGAUCACAGUCAAGCAAGCCAAGAGGCCCAUAUUGCUGCUUCCUCCCUGGCCAGUUCCUCUCAGAGCCCCCAUCCCGCUGCCAGUGAAACCCAGAGCGUCCCCCCUCCUGACAUAAGGGCUACAACUGUGUCUGAACCCCUGCCUCCGCAAGCACCAUCCUCCUCUCCACCUUCAGCUACUCCAACAAACACUCACCCCGUCACGUCCAGAGAACCUGCUUCUUCCUCUUCUCCUGCCCCGCCGCACAGCAUCCCUGCAGCCUUACCCCCCCCGACAGACGACUCCCAAAACACCAACGAGACGUCUGCAGCUCCACAGAGGAUUAGCCGAGGUGAAGAGGAGGCAAAGGAUCUACCGAGGACUCGUGAUCCGUCAGCAGGGACUGAAGGACGCACCGACUCUAAGGAGCAACCCCAGUCCAAGCCCAGUUCUAGAGGAGGGGAAAGGCAAACAUCCCGGGACAGAGAGAGAGACUGGAGCAGAGACAAGGACAGACACUACAGGGACAGGAGCCCGGUGCGCGAGAGAGACGGAGACAGACAUCGGUACAGACGAGAUUCUCGGGAUCGUUCUCGGGAUCGCCACCAACACCGCUCGUACAAGGACCGCUUGGUUCCGUACAACCGGUCCUACAGGGACCGGGACCCUGAUCGUCGCAGGGACCGGCCUUUCCUCACACCCAGGGAGCGGGAGCGGAACAAUUACAACUCCAGAGAUGAUUGGGGUCACGAGCGGAAGGGAUACGGUCACUCGUACCGAGAGGAUAGGAGUCGGCAGCCGGAGAGCAGAGAGUCCCGGCCGAUGAAGGAGAGGAGCACCGGCAGGGAGAGGGAUUAUUAUACGUCGAGAGGGGAGGCUUCCUCGCCAAACACAGAGACAGAAACCUCAAAGGGUUCCCCCCCUCGGGAGCGUCCAAACGCAAAUGAGUCGCCUCCGAACAAGGAGGAUCACAAGAGGAACGCCGAUCCUCCGAGCAAGGAGAGGGAGGACAGCUCUGAGACUCGGUGCUCGAAAAAACACAAAAAGAAGAAGUCAAAGGAUAAAGAGAGACACCGAGAGAGCGGGAGCUCCGAAGCGGAUUCAGACCGAGCCGCUGACCCCAAAAAGAAGAAGAAGAAGCGGAGGAGGCGCAGCGAGUCGGAGCAGCCGGGACCGUCGAGGGUCCGCGGGAACAAGAGCAGCGAGGAGAGGGAGAGCAGCAAGAGACGAUACUACGACAGCAAGGACGCUAAACAACACAACGGUUACUCUCCUGAAAAACGGCGGCGCACAGAUCACAGCAGCGGCAGCAGCGAGCAGCUCCCCCCCUCAAACCCCACCUCCCCAACAGACGCUUCAAAUCAACAUCUCAACGGAUACAAAGGAAAUGGUUACAGCCACACGAACGGCGACUCCCACGGAUCCUCCAGUGGCUGGAAACACUGACUCCACAUCACCAUUUCAACAACAGCAAAGGAAUGACAUCUUUUCUUGACGUGGUGCUUCUUCGUUGGGAAUAUAUUGUAUUUUUACCGCGAGAAAAGUGUUUUAAAAAUGUUUUGUUUUUUCAAAGGCCUCGAUUUAUAUGCCGUAAUUCUCCUAACUAUGAUUUAAAAAAGACACUCAAUGGACAUUUAUGAUAAAAUAUUAAUAUAUAUAUACUUGUAUGAACACAAACAAAGCCUGGAGCUUGAACAUCUCAGCUGCUGCUCAGUGGAACUCAGGACAUGGAAACUCGUGGAUAUCCACCUGCGUCACAUUCAGACAAAAUAAAGGGAAAAGGAGAACUGUAAGGCAUCGGCUGCAGGUUUUAGACGUCACCGUAUCUCCGGAGCCACAAUGCUUUGGAGUUUAUUCUUUGAUCCCACUGGGUGCGGAAAGGAGGGAGAAACUCGUGAAUGAAACCCUGGACAGACUUGAGGACAUUUCCCAGCUUGUUUUUGCUCUGAAGCCUAAGAUUCACGCCGUCAUUUUUAAACUUUCCACACACGGAGGUAUGGCACGCCUCCCUCUUCUCUCCUGUCACGUUGCUUUUGGAUUCUUUUGAAAAGGAAACCAUCUAAUCUUUGUUAAUCAUGCCUGUGGACCAUUUGUGUUUGAUUUUUAAUGAAAAAUACAGUUUUGUGUCUUCUAGCGUCAUCAAAAAUACUGUGAAUUUAAUUUUGAACUGUACUAUCAGUUAUUUUUAUAUGUAAAGAUCCUGUAUCAGGGUUACCUGUAGAUGUUGAUUUGUUUUUAGAAAAACUCCUGUUAAUAUCGACCAUUUUCUCUGUUCAAAAGUUGGGAAUGUUUUUGUUUUAUGUUGAUUUUUUUCAACUUUAGACAGAAGUUGAAAAUUGCUACUACCUUUUAUGUUUAGCAUGUCGAAUUUAUACAUUGUAUAAGGUAAAAGCCUUAAAUACAUUUGUUAAUGUCAGAAAUUGUAAUCUCUUCUUGGUCUUUUGACUCGUUUACAAGCUGUAUUGAAAUGAAUGGGAAACUGAUUGACAGUUGCCGGGUAAAAAGUCUGCCUUUGUAUUAUAUACUAGGAUUAGAUUGUAUCCAAAGUUCCUUCAUUAUAAUAUGUAAAUACAUUAAGUGUGGAUGAUAGCACUCUCCUGUAAUCACAACAAGUUAAAUACACAUUUCCAGCUCAAA